Messenger RNA from Pistacia vera, 2640 nucleotides. Its product is annotated as receptor-like protein 6. Bases 1 to 2640 code for a protein of 879 amino acids. Gene Ontology annotation, molecular function: protein binding. The record is from RefSeq and is a predicted model, not a curated record. Lineage: Eukaryota; Viridiplantae; Streptophyta; Magnoliopsida; Sapindales; Anacardiaceae. The transcript is spliced from 3 exons.
AUGAGUUGCUUAACAUGGUCUUUUAAACUUUUCUGUGCCUUCCUCUCAUUGUUCUUGUUUCCACUAGCCUAUGGAGAACUGUGCUCUUCUGAUCAGAUUUCUGCAUUGCUUCAAUUUAAGCAACUCUUUUCCUUCACAAAUGGUUCUUCCUUCAAUUGUGAUUCUUUCCCAGACCAACCCGUUUGUCAAGGAGUGUGUCCUUCUUCUUCAAAAAUAAUGUCCUGGAAGGAGGAUACUGAUUGUUGCUCAUGGGAUGGUGUUACUUGUGAUAGGGUGACUGGUCACGUGAUUGGUCUCGACCUUAGUUGCAGCUGGCUUCUUGGUAACAUCCCUUCCAACAGUAGCCUCUUUCUUCUCCCUCAUCUGCAAAGCCUGAACCUCGCUUUCAAUGAUUUCAGUUCCUCUCACAUAUCUUCGAGUUUUAAUCGCUUCCCAAAUUUAACACACCUUAACCUCUCUACCGCAAACUUUUUUGAUCAAGUUCCAUUUGAAAUCUCCCAUUUGUCUAAGUUAGUUUCACUUGACCUCUCUAACAAUUAUGUAAUCCUUGAAACACCAGCCUUGAGAGGACUAGUUCAAAAUUUGACCAACUUAAGAGAGUUAAUCCUUGAUCAGGUAGACAUGUCUACCGUAUCACCUCAUUCCUUGUCAAAUCUAUCUUCUUCUUUGGCAUCUUUGAGUCUUGGAUCUUGUUUAUUGAAAGGGCGUUUUCCAGACAACAUCUUCCACCAACCAAACCUGCAAAAACUCAAUUUAGGAUUUAACAUCAAUUUGACAGGUGUUUUUCCGAAGAGUAACUGGAGCAGCCCACUCAGCUUUGUGAAUGUCUCUUUCACAAACUUUGAUGGAGAAUUAUCCGAUGAUGCAAUCAGCUCUCUCAAGUUCUUGAACACUUUGGAUCUCUACUACUGUCAUUUCAAUGGCUCGAUUCCUGCUUCACUUGGUAAUCUUACCAAACUUGCUUAUUUGGACCUAGCAUAUAACUAUUUCACAGGUUCUAUCCCAUCCUCACUUUCCAAUCUUGAGCACCUGCGUCAUCUAACUUUAAGAGACAACAGUCUCACUGGUGAAAUUCCUGAUAUAUUUUUCAACUUAACCCAGCUUUCUUUAUUUGAAGUGUCCUGGAAUCGACUAUCCGGUCCAAUUCCUACUCAUGCAAGUCGGCUCAAAAAUCUGGUCACUCUCUCUUUAGGUUCCAACUUACUCAAUGGGACAAUACCAUCCGGGCUAUAUACUCUUCCAUUAUUAAACAACAUCGACCUGAGUUGCAACCAGCUAACGGGUAACAUUGAAAAAUUUCAGAACUCAUUGCGAGUCAUCCAGUUAAAUAAUAAUGGGCUGAAUGGUUCAAUUCCAAAUUCAAUCUUUGAGCUUGAGAAUCUGACUGAUCUUGUACUUUCUUCAAACAAUUUGAGUGGUGUUCUAGAGCUUUACAUGUUUGCAAAGCUGGAAAACCUUCAAAUUCUUGAUCUUUCUCAAAACAGUCUGUCAUUGAGCACCGCAUUUAAAGCCAAUUCUUCCUUUCCUAAACUUUAUAGGUUAGGACUAUCUUUUUGCAACAUCAGAGAGUUCCCAUACAUCUUGAGAGGUCAAAACCAACUGAAUAGUUUGGAACUUUCUGCGAACAAAAUCCGGGGUGAGAUUCCCGCAUGGUUAUGGGAAUUGGGAAUGGGUAACUUGACUUUUCUAAAUCUUUCCCACAACUCUCUGAAAGGUGUCGGGCAGUUUCCAGGUGUAGGGCAGCUUCCAUGGAAUCUCCAAUAUCUUGACCUACAUUCCAACUUCAUUGAAGGAUCCCUUCCAAUUCCACCAUUUGGCAUGACACUGUUUUUGAUGUCAAACAAUAAACUGUCAGGUGAAAUACCUCGGUCAAUUUGCGAUAUCGGCACUAUUGAAGUUCUUGAUCUUUCUUACAACAAUUUGAGUGGCAAAAUUCCAGAAUGUCUGGGAAACUUUAGCAUCAAUCUUCAUGUAUUGGAUUUGCGGAAGAACAUAUUGCAUGGAAAAAUUCCUGGAACAUUUACAGAGGGCAGUAAUUUGAGAACACUUAACUUGAAUUACAAUGGAUUAGAAGGACCAGUCCCACGCUCUCUGAUCAACUGUGCACUGCUUGAAAUUCUAGAUCUUGGAAACAACAAAAUAAAUGAUACUUUCCCGUAUUGGCUGGAAAAUCUUUCAAAAUUGCAGGUACUUGUUCUUCGUUCCAACAACUUUUAUGGUUCUGUAUGGCAUUCUUCUGAUCGUGAUAAUAGCUGUUUCCCUAUGUUGAGAAUCUUUGAUCUCUCAAGCAACAGAUUUAGCGGUCCUUUGCCUACAAGGUACUUUGAAAAUCUAAAUGCUAUGAUGAUUAACGGCGAAUCCAUAAAGAAGUUGAAUUACAUGGGUGAAAAGUUGUAUUAUCAAGAUUCUGUGGAGGUGACGCUAAAAGGCAGGGAUAUCAUACUAGAGAAAAUAAUUACCACUUUUACAUCCAUUGAUUUUUCACAGAAUUACUUCGACGGAGAGAUUCCAAAAGUAAUCGGAGAGCUUCAGUCACUUCGACUCCUGAACCUUUCCCGUAACAGUCUAAAAGGCCUUAUACCUUCAUCAUUAGGAAAUUUGACCCUUCUCGAAUCUUUAGACUUAUCUUCAAACAAUUAA